GGCCCAGCAGUUUCCAAACAGAUCAAGACCAUGGCAAUCCUCAGGUCCCUGCUGCUGCCACUGGGGCUGUUUCUGUGCCUUGGACUGCUGUGUUCUCCUGCCAGCUGUAUAAAUCACAAUGACAACUGCACGUCCUUCAGUAAGGUCAUUGCCACCACUUACUCCGGAAUCCAUGCCAACCCGAACGUCUAUAAAAGCAAUACAGUCUACACAGUGUCAGUUCCUGUGAAUAACAGUAUUAGCUCUGUGGUCCUGCGAGCAAUGGACCAGCACGACUCAGUCAUUGGCUCCUGGCAAAAAGCUGACAAGUAUUGCAACGGCAGCGUCUUGUACCACAUGAAGAGCCCAUACAGCAAGCUCUUCGAGGCAAAAUGGGUAUCUCCUAGUUCCAUGAACAUAACUGCAGUCGAGCUACAAGUCUUCACAGUCGAUUUCCACAACACGGCUAGAGUUUCUUUUAAGAUGCUGAAAAGAAAUGGGACAACCUCAAACUUGACCACCAAGAUCUCCACAAUCAAGCCAACCACAACCACAACCCCAAUCCCAACCCACAAGCUAACCACAACCCCAACCCACAAACUAACCACAAGCCCAACCCACAAACUAAACACAACCCCAACCCACAAACUAAACACAACCCCGACCCACAAACUAACCACAAGCCCAACCCACAAACUAAACACAACCCCGACCCACAAACUAAACACAACCCCGACCCACAAACUAACCACAACCCCGACCCACAAACUAACCACAAGCCCAACCCACAAACUAAACACAACCCCGACCCACAAACUAAACACAACACCAACCCACAAACUAACCACAACCCCAACCCACAAACUAACCACAACCCCAACCCACAAACUAACCACAACCCACAAACUAACCACAACCCCGACCCACAAACUAACCACAACCCACAAACUAACCACAACCCCAACCCACAAACUAACCACAACCCCAACCCACAAACUAACCACAACCCACAAACUAACCACAACCCACAAGCUAACCACAACCCAAACCACAGCCAAAAGCUCGGCCAACAGAGCCUUCCUCAGCCCCCUGAGAGAUGUCAUUCAGAUCCUGCUCGUCUUUCUCACCAGCAAACUCCUCUUCUAGAAGGAAGCUGGGGGAACAAUUGCUUCUGCCUCCACUGCAUCCUUCUAUGUUCAGUUCCAAGCCAGGGCUCUGACCUGUGUGAAUGAAGACUCUGCGUUCUCAGAGGUACAACUCUACUGCCACUGCUUCAGACCCAAACGGAGACCAGAGGGUCACUUAGUGGAGGGUAGCCAGUCCACUCACUGCUGUUCAACUGGAUCUCUCAGGACACAAAUUAGGCUUUUUGUAACCUGGUCUGGGUGUAACUUGGAAUUCUGGCUCUUAAUUUAACAUGUCGACAGCCAAUUCCGCAGUCAAUCUAAACUUUUGUUUAGAUGCAACACCAGUAGUAUUUGAAGGGAAAGAAAAGAAUGUACCAUGUUUGAGUAGCCAAGGAUAGGGAAAGAUUAUGGUAUAAAGGCAUUAUUUUCUGUCAUACCAAAUACGCUAUGCUUCAAGCAAGAAUAAUGAAUGUGUUAAAUUCAAAUAUGUCUUUAAUGAGUGAUUAACUUAAAAUACAGAAAAUGUCAUCUAAUUUUAUUCAUUUAUGUGAGCAUUAAAAAAUCAAUGGAUAUAAAAUAGGUAACUAAUAAGGACCUACUGUAUAGCACAGGGAACUCUACUCAAUACUCUGUAAUGGCCUAUAUGGGAAAAGAAUCUAAAAAAGAGUGGAUAUAUGUAUAUGUAAAACUGAUUCACUUUGCCGUACACCUGAAACUAACAUAACAUUGUAAAUCAA
Eubalaena glacialis (North Atlantic right whale) is the source of this 1843-nucleotide messenger RNA. It is a transcript of the gene PLET1, whose product is annotated as placenta expressed transcript 1. The transcript has 4 exons. Gene Ontology annotation, biological process: positive regulation of cell migration; negative regulation of cell-matrix adhesion; wound healing, spreading of epidermal cells. Gene Ontology annotation, cellular component: apical plasma membrane; external side of plasma membrane. The record is from RefSeq and is a predicted model, not a curated record. The coding region runs from base 31 to 1125 and encodes 364 amino acids. Lineage: Eukaryota; Metazoa; Chordata; Mammalia; Artiodactyla; Balaenidae.